Messenger RNA from Metarhizium acridum CQMa 102, 912 nucleotides. RefSeq lists its product as uncharacterized. The record is from RefSeq and is a predicted model, not a curated record. Lineage: Eukaryota; Fungi; Ascomycota; Sordariomycetes; Hypocreales; Clavicipitaceae.
AUGGAUGGCUCAUCCACUGACAGAUGUGCUCUUUUCCAAUCAGGAGUUCCGCCGCUAGAGAAUGCUGAGCUUUCUGAGGACCACACGUGGAAUUUACAAGCAAGUCAUCCCCAACAUGUGCCGUGGAGCCUACCGCCGACCUAUCAAACGCCGCCGUUCCUUAAAGGCAGGAACUCAGAAUGCGCUUCUUGCCCCGACAAUAUGAUAUAUCCUGCCAUGUACUCCGGUAUAUCCGGGUCUCUCAUGGCAGACCAUUAUUCCAUAAAGUGGAUUAACUCUCCCAGAGGCGACCCGGACGAUUCAGCUUUUGCUGAAAACCUCUGCCUAGAGUCCGGCCUGUCCUUUGACCCGCGAAGCCACCUUGUGGAGUUGGACAACGUGUUCGACACGCGCUUGGCAGGGGAAUCGGCCGGGCUUGCUAGCAGACACCUAUACACGGAGACGACGGAAGAUGCUUCUCCAGAGUCUUCCAACGCGAGCGACUGGGUUCCUAGGGAUGUGUACGAGAUGGGGUUUCUUGACGAAGGUGGAAACUGGCGAUGCAGUUAUGCAGGUUGCAGAUCAGGGAGCAUUUUCCACCGCGCAUGCGAUCUCCGAAAGCAUUACGCUUCCCACACCAAAGUCUUUUUCUGCGUCCGACCUGACUGUGCCGCCCUGGGGCUAGGCUUUGCCACCAGGAAGGAUUAUGAGCGACACAUGCGCUCGCACGAGCCCAAUAUCGCGUGUUUAGAUGCCUCGUGCAGUCGAGUAUUUAGCAGAAUGGACAACAUGGUGAGACUUGCAGGUGAACCGGUAGCGGUUGGCGCAAACAAGGACCCAAGGAACGAAGUUAGCCCUGACAUGGGCCCCGUAAAGUUGGACGACGUUUGGUGGAAAGAGGAAAUGUCAAACGCCCAACAGAGACGUCUUUAG